AUGGUUCGACAUCACCCGGCGUGAACGACUCUAGGCGGCUAAGCUACAUGUUACCAGGACUCGGCAGCUAACGUUGGGGAUUUAUUUAUUCGUUCACAUUAUCGUCGAGCCAGGCGGGGCCGCCAUGGCUCUUUACGAAUAUGUCACUAAGGAGCAGCUUGCCGGCUUCGACAAAUACAAGUACAGCGCAGUGGACUCGAACCCGCUGUCCGUCUACGUGAUGCAUCCUUUCUGGAACUUCGUGGUGAAGUUUCUACCGACAUGGCUGGCUCCAAACCUCAUCACAUUCACAGGCUUCAUGUUCCUGGUGUUGAACUUCCUCAUGCUGGCCUUCUAUGAUUACGACUUCACAGCCUCUUCUGCAGAUCACGACCACGUGCCCAGCUGGGUCUGGGUCGCCGCGGGGAUCUUCAACUUUUUAGCGUACACACUCGACGGCGUCGAUGGCAAACAGGCGCGCCGCACCAACUCCUCCACACCACUGGGGGAGCUGUUCGAUCACGGGCUAGACAGCUGGGCGUGCAUCUUCUUCGUGGCCACCGUGUACUCCAUAUUCGGCCGGGGGGACAGCGGCGUGAGCGUGGUCGCGCUCUACUACAUCCUGUGGGUGGUGCUGUUCUCCUUCAUCCUGUCUCACUGGGAGAAGUACAACACGGGCAUCCUGUUCCUGCCCUGGGGAUACGACAUCAGCCAGGUGACCAUCUCCGUGGUUUACUUGGUGACGGCGGUGGUCGGCGUGGAGACCUGGUACCAGCCCAUCUUCUGGAACUUCCUGUACAGAGACCUCUUCACCUUCAUGAUCAUCGCCUGCUCCUUCGCUGUGACUUUACCCAUGAGCCUCUACAACGUCCUGAAGGCUCAUCGGAGCAGCACCCUGAAGCACGGCAGCCUGUACGAGGCCUUCCUGCCGUUCCUCUCGCCCUGCCUGCUCUUCGUCCUGUCCACCGUCUGGGUCGUCUCCUCGCCAUCCAAAAUCAUGGACCUGCAGCCGCGCAUCUUCUACCUCAUGGUGGGGACGGCGUUCGCCAACGUCACGUGUAAGCUGAUCGUGUGUCAGAUGAGCAACACUCGCUGCCAGCCGCUCAGCUUCCUGCUGCUGCCCAUGACCGCCGUCGUGCUGCUGGCCCUGACCGGCGUCGCCAUCAACGAGACGCUGCUGCUGUACUUGUGGACGGCGUUCGUCGUGUUGGCGCACAUCCACUACGGAGUGUCAGUGGUGCAGCAGCUCAGCAGCCACUUCAACAUCUUCGCCUUCUCCCUGAAGAAGGCCAGCAGUGACUGACAGGAGGAGGAGGAGCGAAUCGGCCUGACGGCAGCGGAGGUUUAGACGCCCUCGCUCCCCGACUUACCGACACUUCACGUCCAUCACCGCGGAAACCCCCCCCCCCCCCCCCCCCGCCCCCCUCCAUUCAUGAGGACUCUGCAAGUGGAACAGACUAUGGGCCUCUUAUGUGUCGCCUACAGCCCACAAACACACACACACACGUACAUGCGCGCGCGCACACACACACACACAUGCACACAUGCACAUUCCCGGACCAGCUUUCGGACCACGCUCUGGUCUGGUCUCAGCGGCGGGGUGGGCCAAAGGGGCUCCGGCUUCCGUCUCUGGUGAUUGGCUGACCUGGUUGAGCCAAUGAGGCGCAAUUGUUUCCUACGGAAAUGUGCUUCAGUCGUGAGGACAGGAACCCAGACGAGCCAUGCGAAGACGCACGCACGCACACACACUUUUGUACGUCUAUCAUUGUGGGGACGCUCCUGGAUCCACAGUCAAAUCCCCGCAGUCUUAACCCUCAAACAGCGUUUUUAAUCAAGUUCGUCCCCGAGUGAGAACUCACCUGUCCUCACAAGAAUAGAAGUACAAAGUCUCUCUCAUACACACACACACACACACACACACACACACACACACACACACACACACACACACACACACACACACACACGCAUAUUCUGCUUUGUGCAGAUCAUUUCUAUCUCAUGGCGAGUGUUUCAGUACAAACGCAGCCUCGUGUACGAACACACAGUUAUACUCACAUAGUAUUAUGAAUGUAUAAUAAGCCUUGGGGAUUUUGCCAUUUCAGUUUUAUUCCAUUAACAGGAAUGCCUCAAGUAGUGUGAUUACAAACUUGACUAAACCUCUGGACUCUGGUCUUCUCACAGUGUCCAGCGUUCAGCGGUUGACCUCCCCUGUCUCCCCCUUUUUUUUUUUUUUUUUCAUCAGAUGAUUUGCGGUUGAAGAAUCUCUGUGACGUAUGUUAAUAUUUCUAUAUUUAUACAUAUAGUGUGUCCGUUGGUGUGUGGGGCUUUUACUUUCCGGCUGGAGUUUGCUCCUGUAACGCUAAAGAUAAAAUAGCCGAUUGGAUUUCUCUUCCUGAUCGGUCCCGAUCAGGGUGGAAUACUAAUAACUAAUGGAAGAAUUGACCAGGGUGACCUUGACUGUCCCUCCACUUUGACCUCUGUCUGAGCACUGGCCUCCCGGCUCUCCUCUCCUCUCCUCUCCCGAGGUGUCGUGUUUUCACGCUGAUUCCUAGGUUUUUUUUUUAUUUUUUUUAUCUUUGAGGUUA
Messenger RNA from Salarias fasciatus (jewelled blenny), 2567 nucleotides. It is a transcript of the gene selenoi, whose product is annotated as selenoprotein I. The record is from RefSeq and is a predicted model, not a curated record. The transcript has 10 exons. Gene Ontology annotation, molecular function: ethanolaminephosphotransferase activity. The coding region runs from base 125 to 1282 and encodes 385 amino acids. Gene Ontology annotation, biological process: phosphatidylethanolamine biosynthetic process. Gene Ontology annotation, cellular component: Golgi apparatus; endoplasmic reticulum membrane. NCBI's taxonomy places the organism in Eukaryota, Metazoa, Chordata, Actinopteri, Blenniiformes, Blenniidae.